Molecule: messenger RNA, 633 nt
Organism: Homarus americanus (American lobster)
Lineage: Eukaryota; Metazoa; Arthropoda; Malacostraca; Decapoda; Nephropidae
Exons: 3
Coding region: 121-633 (170 amino acids)
Source: RefSeq, a predicted model, not a curated record
UCGACUCCCGACUGAAGUCAGUGCUGGUGAGAGUGUGCGAGGGUUAACACGCGCUGCUGGUGCUGUUGGGUGUUCACACGCGCGGGAGAUGAGUAGGGCUAGUGCACGAGGCCAGCCAGCAUGACAAGUGCACCGCAUUGGCCAGUUCUUCUGGCCUUAGCUAUCCUGGUGGCUAUUGCCACUGUAUGCACAUUAUGGGCCAUAGUGGCCACUCCUGGCCGCUCUUCUAGUCACUUGACCCUAGUGAAUAGGGCUGAGGACGCUGCUUCAAGUGGAACACCGAGAGCCCAAGCGUGGACGUCGGGCGAAGGUGUGGAGCGGGUGUGGGUGAGGGCUGAACCCACUGCCUACACGCCUGCCCAGGACAGUAGUGGGCGUAACGGCGGGCGGGUGUACAGGUGGGAGGCGUUGGAUAGGGAGUGGGCGGUGAGGGUGUGGGAGGACGCUGGGUUCCUGGCGCCAUCUAUGCUGAUGCGACAAGAAUCCGCCUACGAGGCCAGGGUGACCCCGCCCACACUCCAUGCCCGCUGCUUCCACACGGGCGUCCUCCUUGGUGCCAACGAUUCAGCCGUGGCUAUCAACGUCUGCACAGGACUGGGACAAAUUGCUGCUCAUUUGUUGGCUAUAAUCUGA